Messenger RNA from Nasonia vitripennis (jewel wasp), 2162 nucleotides. RefSeq lists its product as uncharacterized. The transcript has 5 exons. The coding region runs from base 458 to 1897 and encodes 479 amino acids. The record is from RefSeq and is a predicted model, not a curated record. Lineage: Eukaryota; Metazoa; Arthropoda; Insecta; Hymenoptera; Pteromalidae.
UCGCCGCAUGAAUCUAUCCGAGGAAUCCGGGAAUAAAGCGCUCGAAUAAAAUCAAAAUUCCAAGUGACACUCGCCAGCCGCACAAAAGACUACACGCGACUGACCCGGUCAGCGACGACAACACAGUCCUCGGCCGCCCAUCAAUUGAUGGACGAGGAAAAAAAGAAAGAACGAUACUCCUCUCUGUGACCCGAAUCGAUCGUCCCCGCGAGAGAAGCAUAAAAGAGCGGCUAUCGCUAAUGGCACGCGGGCGAUGGUUACUCAUAUCGCCCGGUGUUUUAUGCUAAGUAGCCGAUCGUCACUCCGGGCACGCGGCGGCGACUUUUCCCUGAUUGAUGAACCGCCCGGCGCGUCUACGUAUAGGACACAAUGAUGCACCUUGUUUUCGGAGCUUUAUAAGCCCCCGCCCACAUGUGCCGGGACUUCAGUCCAUGGGCAAACUCACACGUCUGCAGUCAUGCGGCAGUUCCGAUCAGUGCCGUGCCUCGAGGUCCUGCUGCUCGUGCCGCUAUGCCUCGGAGUCGCCAUCGAGCCGAUCCUCCUGAGCUACCCGUCGCGUCGGACGGCCCAGAGGGUCUACCUGCCGCCGGAGUCACCGGGCUUCGCCCUGCCGGAGGUGAUAGACAACCGAGCUAGGCUGCCGUCGGUCAGUUCGGUGGACAUCGAGCCAGCCAGACCCGCUCUGGGACUCCAAACGCCGUUCGCCAACCAGGCCGCCGAUUUCUAUCCGGUCUACGCGUUCACCAGAGGCUCCGCCCAGGAGCUGAGGCAGAGGAACGUCGCCGCGACGGAGAACGCCAGCAACGACGUCUUCGGGGAUCUGCUUCCCGGCCAGGUGCAGAUCAACGACAUGUCUUGCCAGAACAGCGCGGAAGAGCUUUACUUCAGAGCCUCGUUAUCUCCGCCAAAGGACUCGGACCAUCCGGUCAUCGAGAACGCGGGCAGCGGCUCCUGCAAGAUCGUCAAGCUCAAGAGCGAGUACCGGAUCGAUUUCGGCAAGGAUGACUUCUGGAACUGCGGCGUCGUCGACUGCUCCGCCGACUCCGGCCGCUACUACUGCCUCAGCCUGAGGUUUCCCACGAUCUCCGGCCUCAGACUCAGGGACGAUCUCAAGAUGACGCUCCAGUGCAGAGCGCAGGAGCGCGUGGCCUCGCACACGCGCCGCCUGCAUCUGAAAGCCAUUGACACCGCGGCGAGAAUGGCGCCGAGAGUGGCGGCCGGCGGUCAUAAAAGCGCCUUCGAGACCGACAUCGCGCUCUACAGGAAGAGCUUCGGAGCCGGCAGUGCCGAGCAGCAGGUCUUCGACGCGAAGAUCGAGUCGGGCGGAACGCUGCUGCUGGGAGAGGAGAUACUGCUCAGGGCCGCGGUCCGCGAAGGAGAUGGCUGGAAGUACUCGAAGAUAAGCGAAGUAACGGUGCACUUCGUGGAGAAGCGCCAGCGCAAGAAGAUCAUGAACAGCCUCUGGAUUUUGGACUCCGAGGGAUGCCUGAACCCGCAGGUGCGGGAGAUCUGCUCCGGAGAGCAGUACCGAGUGAGUCCGCUCGAGAGCUACCUGCUCUUCAAGGCCUUCAUGUUCGAGAGCAUGCAGGAGAGCGACGAGAUGGUGCUGAGCGUCAAGGUGAUCGGCUGCCUCAGCGGCGAGGACUGCGCUCUGAACUGUCCGGCCGGUCACUCGAGGAAGGCGCGAGACCUGGGGGCUCAGGGCAGGAGCGGCACGCACGAUUGGCAGAACGACAUCACGUUCAGGGUCGUCGCUUCGCUGAACAGGGCCGAGGCUGCGAGUAGGUGGCAGACGGUGGGGCCGUACGCGGGGUCGGUUCUGGUCUUGGGAGCGAUCGUCGCUCUUGCUUGCCUUGUCGAGUUUUACACGAGAAAGAGGAGGCCGUUGCGGACGUGAGAUUAUUCAUAGGUGUUCGAAUCGAGUCUCGAAAUUUAUGUGAUGAUAGUACUCACCCUCUUAGACUGAACGUAUAGGUGUAUUUAUUUUAUGUAAUCAAUGAUGUCUAUUUUUAAACCGUAGUCUAUACUUUCUUCUCUUCAGUAUUGAAUGAAAUCCGAAGUUACCGAUACCGAUUAAUUUACUGGCCAUCAUAUGGGUGCCGUAUAUGUAUCUGAUUCAUGUAACCUAUUUAUAGCUUGUAAUAAAACGCAUUCUUUUUUUU